Molecule: messenger RNA, 1170 nt
Organism: Prorocentrum cordatum
Lineage: Eukaryota; Dinophyceae; Prorocentrales; Prorocentraceae
Source: the annotation of a GenBank genome assembly
AUGGAUUUCCCCGACAUGCCUUUUGACACACAGAAGUGUGCGAUCGAUAUUCUGUCGUACACAGAGGAUGCUUCCAUGGUUGAGCUUUCCGCCAAAGAUGGCCUCGGAAUCGAGCUCCCAGAAGCAGGCGUAUGGCUCCCCGCGUGGAAGGUCAGUGAAACAGGCCACAGGUUCCAUGUGCAGCAGUACGGCACCGGGGAGAACGCCAUGCAGUGGCACACGCUGAAGCUAGACGUUACCCUCGAACGCUCCUCGGGGUACCACAUCAUGAACGACGUCCUCUACGGUAUCCUGUUUGUGGCAAUGUCUUGGACAGGCUUCUUCGUCGCGCGGACGAACGCGCCCGCGCGAGUUGCGCUGUCCCUUCUGCCCGUGCGAACCAUGCUGAAUCACAUCAGGGACGUGCAGAGCCAGCUCCCGCGUAUCUCCGAGGUGACCUGGCUGAGCGCGUUCCUUCUCGUGAGUCUGAUCUACAACGUCGCUGCGGUUCUUGAGUACGGCCUAGUGUCUUACCUGCUCAGCAAGGAGGACGCGCGCGAGGAGAGGCUUCGCGUCCGCCGCGCGCUCUCGGCGCACCUGGGCGCGGCCUACGGGAAGCAGCUCGCGCAGCGCUCGACGUUCUGCCACUUGCUGACGGCGGCGGCGGAAUCGACCUUGGACCAAAGUUCGCCAUGUAAUGAGUGCGGACCUGGGGGGAGGGAUGUGGCGAUGAGCGUUGCGGUAUCGCUGCCACGCCUGCCCCUGCUGCAGGGAAACUCCUGGGCGCGCGGGGGCUCACUUGCGGACGAGGAGGAGGGGGCCGUGGAUGUGGAGGUGGAGGAGGGCGACCCGCGAAGGAAGGUCUGCAAGAGCCUCUCGGGCCUGCAUGUGUCGAGCCUGCUGCCGACGCAGCAGCGCACGGUGCACGCCGCGAUGAGGCUGUUCGACGACGGCGACGGCAUCGUCAGCAGGGUGGAGAUGCGGAGAGGAUUGCGCCACUUCAUCAUCUACUACACUGCGGAGCAGGUGACAGAGAUCUUCGCCACGAUGGGCGUGGAGGAUGGCCAGGGAAUGCCCAUGUCCACGUUUCUCAAGCACCUGAAGUCUAUGACAGAACCUAGCCCGACGUUGCAGAAGGGGUUCCUUGACAAGCCUCCCUCCAUGCAGUUGGACAUUGCGAUGCGAUACUGA